AUGUUAUACCUAUUUAUCAGUGCUGAAUUAUCUGAAAAUGUUAAGAAACUGUAUGUAGAUGAUACCGAAGUUAGUCCCGCUGAGUAUUCUUUUAAAUUAAAAUGUACUAAAUGUGGUGAAGAUGCUGAAAAAGUAAUUAAUUUCAAUUUAUUCGAAAAACAUGAAAUUCAAGGUGGUAAAAGUGAAGCUACUUUUACUAUGAAAUGUAAAUUCUGUGAAAGUGAUAAUAAUAUUAUGGCCAAUGCAUUUGAACCAUGUCUCUUUGCACAACAGGAAGAACAUAGUGAUAAUGAUAAGAGAAAGAAAUAUGGUUUAAAUGGGAAUAAAAUAGAUAUUAAUAAUUUUGCUGCCAUCAUGCAAUUGGAUUCAAGAGGUUGGGAAAUUAUUGAUUUCUUGUAUACUGCAUUACCAUUCAAAGCGGAAUUGAAUUCAGGAAAAAUUAUGGAUUGUCAAUUUGAAGACGAUGGUUCAUGGUAUGAUUAUGAUGAUGACUCAAGUGAAGAGGUUUAUAUUACUGAUUUUAAUUAUAAAAUCGAAAAGGGUAAAUAA
Molecule: messenger RNA, 549 nt
Organism: Maudiozyma saulgeensis
Lineage: Eukaryota; Fungi; Ascomycota; Saccharomycetes; Saccharomycetales; Saccharomycetaceae
Source: the annotation of a GenBank genome assembly